Messenger RNA from Physella acuta, 979 nucleotides. RefSeq names its product filamin-A. Lineage: Eukaryota; Metazoa; Mollusca; Gastropoda; Physidae. Gene Ontology annotation, biological process: actin cytoskeleton organization. The record is from RefSeq and is a predicted model, not a curated record. Gene Ontology annotation, molecular function: actin filament binding.
UGCAGCUCUCUGGAACCAGGCGAGGCGAGAGACGUACCUGGAAGCAGCACCGCUAGCCAGUCCUACACAUUUCCACUGCGUCUGUCUGUCUGUCUGUCUACAAAACUGAUUCAGCUUUGUCUGUUUCUGCAAAACUUGGAAAAACUUCGGCCUCAAGAGAGUGAGAAACAGAAGCCAGGAUGCCGUCAGGGAAUGGACUAGGUCCUCACGUUAGGGACAAUGCCGAUGGCACCAUCUGUGUGGAGUACGAGCCCAAGAAGGAGGGGCGACACGAGGUGCUCAUGUCCUACGAUGGCUCGGGGGUGGACGGAUCACCUUUCUCCUGUGUGGUGGACAAGAUUGACAACAGUUUUAUCACAGCUUUCGGCACCGGUCUGGUGGGGGGACUCAGUGGUGACACAGUCAGCUUCACCGUCGUCGCUAAACAGGGCACCUCAAAGGACAUUGAUGUGAAGAUCGAUGGGCCGGCCAAGGUUGAUCUACAGCGGGCAGAUAACCCCGAUGGUUCAGCAAACUUCAGUUACAUGCCCAUGACACCCGGCGCCUACAACAUCAACAUCAAAUACCAUGGCAAGCCCAUCAAGGGGUCACCAUUUGUCUCCAAGGUUUCAGGUGAAGGCAGGAAAAGGUCCACCUUGUCGCUGGGUAACAGCGCCGAGUACUCCCUCAAGAUCAUCGAGCCCGACAUCGUCGACCUGGUGGGGACACUGCAGACCCCAGGGGGACAGAUCGAACCAAUCAUCUUGAAGAAGAUGGAGAAUGGGGAACUCGGUAUCGCCUACUUCACCCCCCGUCAGAAAGGUGAGUACGUCGUGUGCGUGCUGAGGCAGGAGAAGAACAUCAACAACAGCCCAUUCAAGAUCAAGGUGGGCGACAAGGAGCUGGGACACGCCGCUGGCUGCACCGUCAAGGGCGACGUCGCUGAGGCCUUGGCCAACAAAAGCAACGAGAUCGUCAUCGACACAUCAAACGGAGGUUA